AGAGAAGGGGUUUGGGGCCUGGCCGGAGAACCGAGGCUGAGGGCGGUUGGGCGGUUCCGUGGGGCGGUGUCCGGAGAGCUGCGGGGCCCGGGCCCCAGGGGUUCACGCCACAACUCCAGAAGGUGUCUGAGCCAGCGCGCCGGCGAGGGGUAGCGGCUAGUGGGACCCCGCGGGCCGGGACCAUGGGCUGCUUCUUCUCCAAGAGGCGGAAGGCUGAGAAGGAGUCGCAGCCGGAGGGCGAGGAGGAGCGGCCGAAGCAGUACAGCUGGGACCAGCGCGAGAAGGUUGAUCCAAAAGACUACAUGUUCAGUGGACUGAAGGAUGAAACAGUAGGUCGCUUACCUGGGAAAGUGGCAGGACAACAGUUUCUCAUUCAAGACUGUGAGAACUGUAACAUCUAUAUUUUUGAUCACUCUGCUACAGUUACUAUUGAUGACUGUACUAACUGUGUCAUUUUUCUGGGACCGGUGAAAGGCAGUGUGUUUUUCCGGAAUUGCAGAGAUUGCAAGAGCGCACUAGCCUGCCAACAGUUUCGUGUGAGGGAUUGUAGAAAGCUGGAAGUCUUUUUGUGCUGUGCCACUCAGCCCAUUAUUGAGUCUUCCACGAAUAUCAAGUUUGGCUGUUUUCAGUGGUACUACCCUGAAUUAGCUUUCCAGUUCAAAGAUGCAGGGCUCAGUAUCUUCAAUAAUACCUGGAGUAACAUUCAUGACUUUACACCUGUGUCAGGAGAACUCAAUUGGAGCCUUCUUCCAGAAGAUGCUGUCAUUCAGGACCAUGUUCCUCUACCUACCACCGAAGAGCUCAAAGCUGUCCGCCUUUCCACAGAAGCCAGUAGAAGUAUCGUUCCAGUGUCCCGGGGUCAGAGACAGAAGAACAGUGAUGAGUCAUGCUUAGUGGUAUUAUUUGCUGGUGAUUAUACUAUCGCAAAUGCCAGGAAACUAAUUGAUGAGCUGGUUGGUAAAGGCUUUUUCCUGGUUCAGACAAAGGAGGUGUCAAUGAAAGCUGAAGAUGCUCAAAGGGUUUUUCGGGAAAAAGCACCUGACUUCCUUCCUCUUCUGAACAAAGGUCCUGUUAUUGCCUUGGAGUUCAAUGGAGAUGGCGCCGUAGAAGGAUGUCAACUUAUUGUCAACGAGAUAUUCAGUGGGACCAAGUCUUUCUACAGGAGCAUUCUAUUCUACAUAACCUAUCCUUUAAAUCAAAAUGAAUUCAUAGGGCUUCCCUGGUGGCACAGUGGUUGAGAAUCUGCCUGCUAAUGCAGGGGACACGGGUUCGAGCCCUGGUCUGGGAAGAUCCCACAUGCCACGGAGCGGCUGGACCCGUGAGCCACAACUACUGAGCCUGCGCGUCUGGAGCCUGUGCCCCGCAACGGGAGGGGCCGCGAUAGUGAAAAGGCCCGCGCACCGCAAUGAAGAGCGGUCCCCGCACCGCGAUGAAGAGUGGCCCCCGCUUGCCGCAACUAGAGAAAGCCCUCGCACGAACCGAAGACCCAAACACAAACAAAAAUAAAUAAAUAAAUAAUAAAGUAGCUAAAAAAAAAAAAAAAAAAAAAAAAAAAAAAAAAAAAAAAAAAAAAAAUGAAUUCAUAAGAUGCAAAUAAAAAUCGGUGAUAGGUUUAAUAUAAUUUUUAUCAUAAUUUACAAAUGAGCUUUGCCAAGUAGUAGUCAGAGGACAUUAAUUUUUCUCAUAGGUAAGCUAGAUUAAACAUAUUCUUUCUGAUCAUAAUUACAUUAUUAAAUCCCA
Molecule: messenger RNA, 1740 nt
Organism: Balaenoptera ricei (Rice's whale)
Lineage: Eukaryota; Metazoa; Chordata; Mammalia; Artiodactyla; Balaenopteridae
Gene: RP2
Product: RP2 activator of ARL3 GTPase
Exons: 5
Coding region: 183-1238 (351 amino acids)
Biological process (GO): post-Golgi vesicle-mediated transport
Cellular component (GO): cilium; periciliary membrane compartment
Molecular function (GO): GTPase activator activity
Source: RefSeq, a predicted model, not a curated record